Messenger RNA from Sinocyclocheilus rhinocerous, 4986 nucleotides. Its product is annotated as sal-like protein 4. The record is from RefSeq and is a predicted model, not a curated record. Lineage: Eukaryota; Metazoa; Chordata; Actinopteri; Cypriniformes; Cyprinidae. The transcript is spliced from 3 exons. Gene Ontology annotation, molecular function: RNA polymerase II cis-regulatory region sequence-specific DNA binding; DNA-binding transcription factor activity, RNA polymerase II-specific. Gene Ontology annotation, cellular component: nucleus. Gene Ontology annotation, biological process: regulation of transcription by RNA polymerase II. The coding region runs from base 579 to 4016 and encodes 1145 amino acids.
AUGUUGAGGGGGAUACACUCCCUUUUUGCAUACAUUACAGGCGUAUGUGAAAAUAUAAAAAGUGAGAAAUUUCGUAUUGAUAUAUAACUCAAGUUGUCUAAAUUACUAGAGAGCUAUUAGCAUUAAGAGAAACGCAAAAGAGGGAUAAAGAAAGAAAAAGAGACGGUGUUCCGCGCCAUUGAAAUGCAAAUGUCAGAACAAGGAGAGAUUGUAUUUUUGUGUGAGUGUGUGUGUGUCUUUGGAGAGGAGGGGAGGGGGUCUGCAGAGUGGACAAGUUUGAGAAAGAGGGGACUUGUUGAGGAAAAACAGCCACACACGCACUCGCCAGUUCACACAGCAACAGCGGACGACGUUAUGGUCCGCUUCAGGAGCCCACACGAAUUUUAAGAUUUUUAUUUUUAUUUUAUUUUAUUUUUUAACUAACUCUUUCAAAAGAAGCCAAUGUAGUCUUAACGCAUCCUGCAAGGUGGAUUAUUUACGAACAAGGGAGUUCGGUAUUUAUCUAUUCAAAACCGGUUUUAUAAUUUGCAUUGCAAAGUUGGUUGAUGCCUGUAACUCUCACCGGCUGCUCGUGAAUCAUGUCACGCCGGAAACAGAAACGGCCCCAGCAACUCGUUAACGCGGACCCCGGGGGCACGCGCUUGAUGCCGCAAGAUGACCAGCUUCUAGUGAAAUCUCCAUCCACCUCUCUUGCCUCUGAAGCUACCUCGUCAUCUUUGUCCUCCUCUCCUACAUCACUUCAGGACUGUCAGCCUCCUUUGGCCCCAAGACCAUCUCCUGGUGGCCUUCACGCUCCCUCGCUCCCAAAUGAGAGCUCAUCUCCUCCCCACUGGCCAAAUCACAUUGCCUCAUAUUCUACAUCUCUGCCUAAUGCACACUCAUCUCUCUCUCCGGAUUUCCCACAUCCUUCCCUGUCGUCCCAAACCCACUCUCCUCCCCCUAGCCAGCAGAAAUGCACUUAUAUUCCAUCUCAUCAGCCCCACUCCACUGUGACGUCCCCACCAAUGGGUAUUUCUGCAACCACCACUACCUCCUCUUCCUCGUCUUUAUCCUCUUCAUUGUCACUGGGUGCCCCACCUCAUCAAGGAAGUCCUAGUCCCAUCCACCAAACUCCUUUAUCACCUUCAGAGCAACUCCAGGUGCCUCCGACCCUCGCUGUACUGUUAGAAGAGCUUAGGGUCCUGCAGCAAAGACAGAUUCACCAAAUGCAGAUUACAGAAGAGAUCUGCAGGCAGGUGCUGCGCCUAGGUGGUAUGGUCAGUGCCCAAGAUGCACCUCAGGGAUCUGUGGAGGGUCAACAGAGUGAUGCAAGCUCUAGCUCCCCACCUAAUACUGGUGCUUCUUUAAUUCCCCAAGCUCCUACAUCCAAGCCCAACCAAUCUCACACAAAUGGAUCCAGAGCUCCUUAUUCCACAACUUCAUCUUCGACAUCUUCCUCAUCCUUAGUCACCUCUUCAGCCUCUAUGCACCCUCUCUCUCUAACACUAGGACUUCCACCUCGUUACCUCAAUGAAAAGUCUCCCAACACCUCCAUCAGUCAUGGCAAUGGCGUGAAUUUCCCAACUCCUCCCUUGACCACGGUCAGCCUCUCCCAGGACCAGCUCUCAGCAUCUCUCAGUUCCACUAUUAGUAUGUCAAACGGAUCGUCAAGCUCCUCUUCAGGCCGCCAGCAGCACAUCUGCCGGUUCUGUGGGAAGGUUCUAAGCAGUGACUCCUCAUUACAGAUCCAUCUGAGAUCCCACACCGGUGAGCGUCCAUACCAAUGUCCGGUCUGCCUUAGUCGUUUCACUACCCGUGGCAACCUCAAAGCCCACUUCCUCCGUCACCGUGAGCAAAAUCCAGAGCUGUCGCUCUCUCUCUUGCCACCUGCUCUGUCUGAGCAGAGCCAAUCAGGAUCUGGCUCAGGGCCAUCACAGAGGCGCAGAAAACGUCGAGCGGAGGAUGAGGAGCCUUUUGGGGUUAAAGGUAGUGUAGGUGUGCCAGAUAGUUUAGCUCGUGGUUUCCUGUCCGGGUCAUCUCAUCCAUCUCCCUCCUCCCUUCCGUUGCCACCCAGUGUUGAUCUGGCCCUGCUUUCCACCGCCCACUCUUUGCUACAGCUAAACCGUGCCUCAGCUGCAGCCGCAGCCUCUGUUUCCACUAGUGUGCUGUCAUCUUCAUCCAUCACCUCCUCUGCAAUGACUGGCCAAUUCAAAGGUGCAAAGCAGCAGAGGUUUGAUGAGAAUACACCGCCACACUCCACUUUACAUCCUGGUUCUCCAUAUUCCCAGCUGGCACAUCUUCCAAAGAUUCUCUUCCCAUCAGGCCCCUCUGCCCACCAUCCUAGCCUUGCCCUUCUUCGCCCUCCUCACCUCCUUUCCCCACACCUCCCACUUACCUUCCCUUUCUCCUCGUACCACAAACCUCAAAACUCCUCUCCUCCCUCCUCCUCUCCAUCCUCAUCCUCCGCCACCUCUGACACCUCCAAGCUGCAGAGACUGGCGCAGAAGUUAGAGAAGCAGCCCCUCCCAAAAAGCACCAAUGAAGGCCAGGCUCAGGCUAAUGACAUAUCCACAACCUCCAACGCUAAUGUUAUCUCAGCUUACAGGAGGGAGAUGAUGGCAGCCUUAGGGCUGAACCCGAAUCCCAGCGGUGAGCCUGCCAGCCAAAAGCUCCAAGGGUCAACUGCCUCCUCUUUGGUUCCUAAUCAGUGCGGGGUAUGCCUCCGUGUCCUCAGCUGCCCAAGGGCAUUACGUCUCCACCAGGCCACUCACUUAGGUGAACGUCCAUUCCCCUGCAAACUCUGUGGCCGCUCCUUCUCCACAAAGGGAAGCCUAAGGGCUCAUCUGGCCACACACAGAGCACGUCCAGCCAAUGCACGGGGCCAGAAUUCAUGCCCGCUCUGUCACCGCAAGUUUACCAAUGCUGUGGUACUGCAGCAUCACAUUCGGAUGCAUCUGGGGGGGCAGUUGCCUCCGGAAGGUAAUGGGGACCUGCAGUCAGAGGAAGACCCUGGUCAAAUGGAUGGGGUUUCUUUACCCAAAAAUCUUCAGUCUCUUCCUCUAAAUAUGAGCAUGUCUUCCUCUGCCAGCUUACUGGAGUCUGGUGCUAGCCUAAGAGAUACUGCAUCAGGUGAUGCAGAUCAGCUCAUGGAGUCAGAUCAAGAUCCCUAUGACAACACACCUGAGACUAGUCCAACCGUCACCCUGGAGAAGGAGGGCCCCUCAGGAGAAAACAGUCCACCUGACAAUUCAGAUGAGAACCAUUAUGGCACAGUCCAUCAGAGCAAAUCUCAAGUUGUAAAUGGCUCUGCAGAAGAGGAUGAAGACAUGCCUUUAUCUCUCUGUACCCGGACCAACUCCCAGGACACCUUAUUUGAUAAAAAAUGGCACAAUGGUGCUUCACAUCAAACAAUGAUUAGCGGGCCAAAAGCUAGUUUAAACUCUGAAGCUCUCAAUCUGUCACCUGCCCUCACUCCACCCUCCAGCCCAGGGUUGUCCACUGAGUCAAAGUCAGACCAAAGCAGCGAGCAGACAAUGCUUCAUGUGAAUGGAAUCGACCAUGUUCUUGAGCCCAAUGAUGCUGACUCUCACCAAGCCACAGAGAAUGCUUCUUUGCACAUUCCAGACAGAGCCGUAGAUCAGAAGGGGAAAGCUAAGGAUUCAAAAGAGUCGGCAGAAGAGGAUCAAAGGAAAGAUAGAGAAAAGACCGAAGUGACAUCAUCAGAGACCCCUGUAGCCCCUCCACAACCACAGCGCUCAGAGAAACCUUACAGCUGCACAGAGUGUGGAAAAGAGUAUGCUAGCCGCAGUGGAUUGAAGGGGCAUAUGAAAAUCCACAGCGGAAGUAUGAAUCAGUUGGCCAGUACUGCAUCCUCACAGUCCUCUGAGGGAAAAGUUGUGGAGCGUGCGGAGGAGUUGACCCAUCAAAAACUGAGAGGAGAGGAUGCUAAAAACAUGUCAGAGAAAAGUACAAAUAAAUUGUCCUUGUCUGAGCAUCCGGUGUCUACUACUGACGACAGGCCUGAAGACACUGCUUAAAAGAAUGUGAUUAGUUAGGUUUUAGCACUAUUCUUGUUUACUGAUUUCUGUGUCAACUUUUUUUUUUCCAACUUUGUGGUUAGGAGUAGUUUUUAAUUGUUUGAUAUUGUAAAACAUUAGUAAAUCAGUCCAUAUGUAAUAGUAGUGCCUUUUCAUGAAGACAAUUAAAUCAUAUUGAUAAAGACUUGGUCUUUCGACUUCAAAUAUCAGGAUGCACAGAAAUUGGAUCUUGAAUAUAGUAUUUGUGUAUAACAAAUGACAAGCAAAUUAAUUGUGUGUCUAAGUGCAAUUUCAGAAAUCAAUUUGGAACUUCAGGAUACUCGUAAAAAUACAUGUAAAACAUAAAAAAUAUAUAUAAUUUUGAGCAAAAUCUAGGGAAAAAAGGGACUGACCUGAUGUGUGACAUGAGAGAGGAUUAUAGGGAUCAUACCAAAACUGAUCAACUGAUGUGCAGCUGAAUGUAAAUAUCAAUUUUGUUUUAUGUACCCUGUUUUUAUCUACUUUUAUGCUGCUGUACUUUGUAGGUAUUUCUCUAAAUAGCUGCACUAUAUCUGUGACUGCUGAAACUCUUAUUGACAAGGGAGGUUUAAGAUGACGAUGAUGGGAUUGAAUUGCUGAGAGGGUCAGAUUUACUUUCUGCACAAUGCCUGUUCUUCAACUUUCUUUAUUUAAAAUCCCCACUGAUUUGUAUGUAUUAAGGUUUUUUUUUAUUGUUGACUAUGAAAAACAGCAAAUCAUAUUAGUUUUCACAAUGCUGCAGAUGAGCAAAAGCAGCUCAAAAUUGCUAAAGAUUUAAAGCUUUCAAUAUUUUUGUAAUCUUGAAGGUUGAAGCAACUUUGUUGGCCCUGUUGAACUCUAACAACUUUGUGUUGUAAUUUUAUUGGAUGUAAUGUGGUCCUAACUUGUCAAAAAGAGAAAUAAAGUCCGAAUGAAUGUCUCAAGAUUUGUGCUUUUGUUUUUUUAAUGUAUG